CGAUCGUCUGGCAUUCAGCUGGCAGUCUUUGUUUCGCCUCCAUCGAUAUGUGCUGUCGUUGCUGUGGUGUGACCCAACAGAAGGUAUGGGUUUUCGGCACAGGGACACUGUUGGCCAUAUCCGGACUCUUGUCCGUAAUAUGGGGACCUAGCUUUAUGGACUCGCAGAUAAUGAAGGCAUUGCCACUAACGCCCAACUCGAAGACCUUUGAAAAGUGGGAGGAGCUGCCCAUUCCCGUAUACCUUCAUAUGUAUCUUUGGAACUGGACUAACGCUGCCGAUGUCAAGGACAAUGGAGUGAAGCCCAUUUUCGAGCAAUUGGGUCCGUACGUCUACCGGGAGGAGCGCAAGAAAAUGGACUUGGAGUGGCAUGCUAAUGGCACAGUAACCUUUAACCCCAGACGCAUUUGGUACUGGGAGGAGGAGAUGUCGGGAGGAAAGCAAACAGACAUUAUAACAGGGCCCCAUCUGCCAUCUAUCGCUGCUGCCACUUCCAUGAAGAACAGCAACGCUUUUCUCAAAUUUAUGUUCAAUCAAGCACUCAAUGCGAAUGGAGGAGCUUUGUACACCACCCACACCGCCUCGGAGUGGCUCUUUGAGGGCUUCUAUGAUGAGUUCCUGCACUAUGCCAUGAAUCUGAACAAUCCGCUGGCUCCUGAAAUCUUGGACGAUCACUUUGCUUGGUUCCUGAAUCGCAACGGAUCGAAGGACUUCGAGGGACCCUUCACUGUGCACACUGGAGUCGGUGACAUCAAGGAGAUGGGUGAAAUCAAGUACUGGAAAGGGCAGAACCACACGGGCUGGUAUGACGGUGAAUGCGGACGACUCAAUGGCAGCACCACUGAUCUCUUCGUGCCCGAUGAGCCGAAGGAGAAAGCUCUCACCAUAUUCAUUCCGGACACCUGUAGAAUCAUCAAUCUGGAGUAUUCGGGCGUGAGCUACGAAAUCGAAGGCAUUCAGGGCUGGAAAUACGAAGUAACCCCAAACACCUUCGACAAUGGACAGCUGAAUGGAAACAUGAAGUGCUACUGUCCGGCUGACAGGUUCCCAGAUGAUUGUCCCGCCAGCGGAGCCACCUCUCUGGGACCCUGCGCUGAUGGAGCGCCCAUGUAUCUUUCUGCCGAUCACUUUAUGUACGCCGAUGAGAGCUAUGCAAACACAAUCACCGGCUUCGAUCCUGAGUACGAGAAGAACAAUUUCUAUAUCAUAAUGGAGCGUAGAAUGGGCGUUCCCCUAAAGGUGGUGGCCAAUGUGAUGAUCACUUUGUACAUUGAGGAAGAUACUAGCAUCGACAUCCUAAAGGGCGUGCCCAGCUUCUAUGCUCCACUCUUCACCACAUCCAGUCAGGCGCAAAUAAACGCUGAACUUGCCUCCGAACUGAAGUUGGCGCUUAGUCUCCCCGCUAUUGCGCGCUUUACUGGAGUGGGCUUGCUUUGUGUGGGCUGCAUCCUCCUAAUUAUUGGAACUGUGUUGACUUGCAAGCGGAAGUGGCGUGGACAAGCCGAGGCUGAUAGACUGGCGCUCAGAGAUAAUAAGGUGAUUGAUACUGAAACAGCAGUGGUACCUGGUGAUCAAUAGAAAUCAAGUACAAUCCAG
Molecule: messenger RNA, 1595 nt
Organism: Drosophila subobscura
Lineage: Eukaryota; Metazoa; Arthropoda; Insecta; Diptera; Drosophilidae
Gene: ninaD
Product: protein croquemort
Exons: 5
Coding region: 48-1577 (509 amino acids)
Cellular component (GO): membrane; cytoplasm
Molecular function (GO): scavenger receptor activity
Source: RefSeq, a predicted model, not a curated record